GCUUGAACGACAAUACAGCUUCAAGAUAUCAACUGAAGUUUUCAGGCUGUAAGCUUGUGGGACAGGCUGCUAACAGAAACCCAGGCGAUCAGAGAUGUACUGAACCAUAGCCUCAACACAAAUAUUCACGGAAAAGAAAUGCUCUUAACCUACGAACGUGACACCUGAUCUUCGGAUCAACAGGCAGUCUGGUUAAAUGAGCUUGUCUUUGCUAGCCUGUCCGCUUGAAAAACGGGAUAUCGGUAACGUGAUGCCGUAGCCUACCUUUAAAACGCUAUAGCGCACAUGUGACGAAUAAUAAGUACCUGGCCACGGACGCUGAAAUAGCGACACAGCACGGUUGCCCAAAGCAGGAUGCCAGUGCACAUUCCGGACGACACAGAUUUCGCAACGUUCAAGGAGCAAUGCGAGAGUCAGGAUGGCUGGACAGCGCGCUAUAACAAAGGAGGAGUAACUGUGUGGUGUCGAGAUGAGGAGACCACUACAGUGCAAAAACUUAAGAUGAAAAUUGUUUGCAAGGAUGUCAGAGCAGAAACACUGUAUGAUGUCCUGCAUGACACAAGCUACCGGAAAAAAUGGGACACGAACAUGAUUGACACAUUUGAUAUUGGGAAACUGACAGUCAAUGCAGAUGUAGGAUACUACUCCUGGAGGUGCCCGAGUCCACUGAAGAACAGAGACUUUGUCACCAUGCGCUCAUGGCUUCCCCUAGGCAACGACUACUUGAUAAUCAACCACUCUGUCAAACACCCGCAAUACCCACCAAAGAAAGACUACGUGAGAGCUGUGUCUUUACUCACAGGGUACUUGAUCCAGUCUAACGGAACAAAUGCCUGCACUCUGUACUACUUAACACAGGUAGAUCCAAGAGGUUCUUUACCCAAGUGGGUAGUGAAUAGGGUGUCUCAAUUUGUUGCACCAAAGGCCAUGAGGAAGAUCUACAAAGCUUGCCUGAAGUACCCUGAGUGGAAGCGAAAGCACAACCCUAACCUGAAACCGUGGAUGUUCCCGGAGCAGAACACACUCCCGUGCAUCAGCGUGGCCGACCUCACUUUGCAGAGAGCCGACUCGCUGGAGAACAUAGACGAAAGCACCCUGAGCGAAGAGAAGCCCAGUCACAACAGCGAAGAUGAGGAGACCUAAGCCCCGCAGACUCUGUAUUCUGACAUCAGUGUGUCUGAGUGUGAAUGUGUGAAUGUGAGUGUGUGCUGAUUUACACAGGUUCUUCUGCAGUAUGACCCAGUUAUUAGUUUAUAGUUGCUCUUUUGUAUUUGCAUUUGCAGUACUGAAGAGCAUGACAAGCAGUAUUUAACAGGGUGAUGGACCUUUGACAUUGUGCUGCACAUAUUCAAACUACAUCAUGUUUGAUGGUUGAAUUCAACAUUAGCACUCUUACGCAUUCAUACAUAAACACUAUUACAUUGUUUCAGGUUAAAGUCAAGUUUUCAGUUUGACCUUGACCUCUCAGUUAAACUGCUGUAACUCAGAAUAUGUGUUUCACUGUGUAUGCGCCCAGUGACCUAAAUCCCUUUUUAUGGCAUUGCACCUCUUGCUGAAAUUACAAAUUAAGUGGUUGUGUCAGGGUGACCUGCUGUUUCCUUCUGAGGGCAUGCUGCCUGUGGGAAAUGAGAAUUUUGAGGCUGGCUGCAGGGAUUUCCACUUCUUCAUCUUUAUCUUUGCAUCAACCUCAUUCCUUACAAACAAGACCUCAGGAGAUGUGCAAAACAAUACUGCUUACUGUCUGUUAAUGCUUUCUGAGCCUGUGUGAUUUUAUGCUGUCAUAUCCCCUAAUCCCCCUUCCCGCCAGAAUAAAUGGUUUUGUCUUGUAGUUUUUGUUAACCAUUGUACCAAUUAUAUGAAACUGUAUUAGAAGGGUGGAACAUGGUUGCUUUCUAAAUGCGCCUCACACCAAAUCAUUCUCUCCUAUACUGUCAGACAUGCUUGUAUAAAAUUAUUUCAAUUCAUUUUUAUGCAUGUAGAGUUUCUAAGCCUGAUGCCUAGCAGUCUG
Messenger RNA from Electrophorus electricus (electric eel), 2008 nucleotides. Lineage: Eukaryota; Metazoa; Chordata; Actinopteri; Gymnotiformes; Gymnotidae. The record is from RefSeq and is a predicted model, not a curated record.